This is a messenger RNA of Symbiodinium necroappetens, 5524 nucleotides long. NCBI's taxonomy places the organism in Eukaryota, Dinophyceae, Suessiales, Symbiodiniaceae. The record is from the annotation of a GenBank genome assembly.
GAUCUUGCACUCGUUGCCUGCUACAUGCGCACAGGCCCUUGCCUGCGUCCAAGCUGCCCGUGCUGGCAUUUCAGCGGAGGCCUUCCCUCACCUGAUUGCAGCAGUGCCGCAGCCAGCCUCUCAAUGGGGUCUACUGGUAGCCACCCCACUCUGGAGCCCGCACGAGCGCCUCCUCAUCUUGGAUGCCAGGGCAUACAAUGGUGCUUUGUUUGCGGUCCAGUCCCCUAUUUUUGCUGACCGGGACGCUGUCCUUCGACUCGCAGGCAUUCCUCCUGAGAACUUUGUGCAGGUCUACUCGGCUAUGGAUAGACUGUUUCUGGUCUCAGGCCACGAGGUCAGGAUUUUUCCAGGCCUCUGCCUACACAUCACACGCACUGGAGAGCCUGUACAAGCCUACUUUCUUGAGGAAAUGCUGCACGACAACACGGUCUGGCGAGACGGUCCGGAUCUUCCAGUGCCACGCACCACCUGUUACUGUUGUGUUUCAGUCCGUGGUCACUUUCUUUAUGCAACGGACCCCUCACAGCCUUGGGCCAUGCGCUCAGAGAUUGCCAAUGCAGCAGGCUUGUCGCCCAGAGACAUGCAAAUCACACCAUCCGACCCACAGAUUGUUGACUGCGAGGUGUACGGCAUUGCCUGCCGUACUGUUCUAGCCGCGCUGCCUCAGGCCGGUCACCGCUUUGGGGUUCUUGUGGAUUGUCGUCCCCUCCUGCAGGGCUGGCUUGUGCUCUGCUCUAGCGGGGUUGUGACCUUUCCAGAGUUGGAACAGGAUAUAGGCACAUUUGUUCCCCCACAUUGGGAGCUACACGUGCAUCCUGAACCAUUGCCUGAUGGCAGAAUCCUCGUCAGACCCGGUCAGAUUCUCAUUGCCAUGUACCGACCUUGGGUGCCUAUCCUGCCUGCUAUGGACGAGCCCGGCCAGUCCGACACAGGUUCAAGCUCAGAUCACAGCACAGGUUCUACACCUGCAUCCGACCAGGAUGAUGAUGACAGCUCCGACCAGCCGAGUGGUCGGGCCUUCACGGCAGUCAGCCCCAUGAUACGUGGAGUCAUGGUUCCAGUCACCACGCCUUUGCUACAGGCCACCAUGACCUCACCCCUUUCCUUCUUGCUGUUGGAGGCUGUGGCCUUACUCGUCAUAGCUUGCUUUCAUGGUCUCAACCGCAGUCACUGCCUGCCUGUUGCGGCUCCGGUGGAUGAUGACAACUCUGACUUGCAGGAGUUAAGCGGACAGAUAGGGCCCACACUGUUGACACAAUGUGUCCAGGAUCCUGAGUGCCAGGCUUUCUUCCUAGCUGCCACGCUGCUGGAGGUCUUGGAAGAGCACCAAGAAGACAGCCAACAGGUCCACAUGCAGCCAUCAGGUUCAUCAGGCCAGGCGUUGGUAGAGGCCCCUACCAGGAUCAGGCUGGCUGAUGCCAGACCCCUGUCAGUGCAUCAGCAGCGAGCGCUGGGACUUGAACAAGUCCUUCCUCACGCACAACCUGCCUCUCUGGACGCCCACCAAGAUUGGCUCGACAAUGAGCUCGACUCGUUGUUGCAUGACCGCAAAAUACCACUGGCUCUGAGAACAGCCUUUGCUAACCUGCAACUCUGGCACCAGCAGGGCCAACCGUUGCCGUACCUUGUUGAGGUAUUCACCGACGGCUCAGCAAGCACCAGCCCGGAGGACCUGGUGCCAUGUGCAUGGGCACUUGCCGUCUGGUUGCACUGCUCUUCUGGGUCUUUUCUUCUUGGACACUCCUCUUCGAUAGCCUCGCCUCCGGAAUUGCCGUACCAUGUCGGCGAAUGCGAUGACACAGCACAAACGGCAGAAUACCUAGGCAUUAUUUGGGGUCUGGCCUGGGUAUCGGAAUUCGGCUGGCAUUUCCGUGUGCCCGUUCAUUUCCGGUACGAUGCUACUGGAGUUGGCCAAGCUGUUUUUGGCACAGCCCGAGCACCAUUUGAGGACUCCACGGCCACCUCCAAGGUCGCAGAGGUUGCUAUUGCCUUACGCCACUAUGCUCAGAGCCGGGCCCAGCUUCAGCAUUCACAUGUCCAAGGGCAUAGUGGGAACAUCCCCAAUGAGCUAGUUGACCAACUCGCAAAGCGUGCCAGAAGACAGGGCGAAGACCCUUGGCACAAAUGUUUGCCACUGUGGCCCUCACGCCUCAGCAAGCAUGUCAUGUUGACAUGGGCUUGGGCCACCCUGCCCAACCAGCCAGAUGUGCCAACACUUUUCUCGCUGGAGAGUGAAGCUGCACGGCUACAGCAUGCCACACAGCCUUCCUGGGAUCCACCCCGACAGGGUCAGACCCAGCAGCAGCUUGCCGCGGGCAGGAUCCAUUAUGCUUUCAGGUGCGUGACCUUCAAUGCCCUCACCCUGCGCGACAAAGGGGGGCCGAAAGUGCAGGAGCAACUUGCUGGUCUGGGAAUCACAGGCCGUAAGCUCGCCUUGAAGCAUGCGCUCAAGACACUAUCUCCGCUGUUUCUGGGUAUCCAGGAGACACGGUUACGCGAGGAUGCCGGUCAACCAGAUCAGGAUUACAUCAUUUUGCAAUCCUCUGCUACUCCUGCUGGGGUCGGAGGCUGUGCUUUGUGGAUUGCCCGGCAUGUACCAUAUGCUGAGGGCCCGGACGGCAAACUCUUUGUUUCCGAGUCUGAUGUUACGGUCACCUCGUACGGGCCCCGCCAUCUAGUUGCAAAUGUCUUCUCGAGGCGGCUGCGCCUGACCGUGAUGGUGUUGCAUGCGCCUUCGCUUGCCAAUCACCCAGUUCAAGUCGUUCGGGAGUUCUGGAACAGCCGCUCACAGGAGUUGGCAAAAAGACCGGAGGGUUCUGAGUUCCUCCUCCUGGCAGAUACGAACUCUCGGGUCGGUUCAAUUGUCUCCGAACACAUCGGUUCUCAUGAUGAGGAACCCGAAAAUGAGGCAGGUGAGCUGCUUCACUCAUUUCUGGUGAGUACUGAUGCUUGCUUGCCCUCGACUUUUCCAACCUUUCACUCAGGCUUUUCAGGCACAUGGAAGCAGCCCGGAGGCGACUGGCACAGGCUAGAUUUCGUCAUUGUGCCUAGCAGAUGGAAAAGCUUUGGGCUCAGCUCUCAAGUCUUGGAGGAUAUCGAGUUUUUGCAAACCAGAACUGACCACCUCCCAGCUACCCUUUUCUGCACUUUUGCCAGGGAUGGUCCUAAAGAAAGUUAUCAGGUCAGCCAGAAACACACUUUGCGGCCCCCGUCUGAGCUAUACAACACAGGGCAGGUCAUUACGGCUCUGCAGGCCAUACCUCCCGUAGCUUGGCCACUUGAUGUGGAUAGCCACUUUGCGUGCUUGGCCUCCCAGCUACUGCAAACUGCGACCCAAUUCGCACCUGCUGCCCGCCAAGCGCCAACACAGCAGUAUCUGCAGCCUGCUACCUUGGAACUAGUUGACAUUCGGGGAGAGCUCCGCAGGUACAUUAAGGCUGAAAACCUCGAAUGGAAUCGACGCCUUGCCAUCAUCGGCUUUGCAGCCUUUUGCCACUGCAGGAAUGGCAGCCAUUUCUCAGAUAGAGCACGGACUGUAGCUGGCACCUGGCUGUCCCAGAUUGAUCACAGUGUUGCACGAGCUGUUGGUCUUUUGCACUGGUAUGGCAAGCAACUCCGCACGGCUGUGGCUGCCGACCGGCGAACCUACCUCAGGGGUUUAGCUGACACAGCAGCCUCUUGCAGUCUCAGUAGCCCGAAGGAACUUUACCAGGCUAUACGCAAGGCAUUCCCGAAGGCCCAGGCAUCCCGGCGCAGUCGCUUCACUCCACUCCCUGUCCUUGUGAAACAGGAUGGAGAGAUUGCUGUUUCUUCCGAAGAGAGAGCCGAAUGCUGGCGGCUCCAUUUCUCAAGUCAGGAGGCAGGGGAGUUUAUCACCCCUCAGGAUUAUACCCGCAUAUGUGCCAGGGCAGACAAGGCCACAGGUGCAGUGGAGACAGUCUUUGACCUUCAAGUGAUACCGACCCUUGCCCAGACUGAGCAAGCCAUCCUUCGGCUCCGCAAUGGCAAGGCGGCAGGGCCGGAUGGGUUGACAGGCGAAGUCUUUAGGCUCCACCCACCGACGACAGCACGUCGCCUAGCCCCGUUGCUUCUCAAAGCCGCGCUGCAGCUGCACGAACCCGUGGAAUGGCGUGGUGGCGACCUGAUGGUUUUGGCAAAAAAGGCCGGCUCCGUUCUCAAGUGCGAGAACUUCCGCUCGAUCUUGGUAUCGAACCUUGCAGGAAAGAUCUACCACAAGUGCAUCAGGACCCGCCUUGCACAGCGCCUCGUACCGUCGCUUCCGCCGUUGCAGGGAGGUGUGCAGAAAGGGGUCGGCAUUGAAUGGCCUGCCCUUGCGGUGAGGACAUUCAUCUGUCAGAUGCAUGGACUCCGCAAACCGUGGGCUGUGGUCUUUUACGACCUUUCUGCAGCCUUUUACUCUGUGGUGAGACAGAGCCUUGUUGCCGACCCGGACUCCGAUCAAGGUUUCCUCAAGGUGUUACAUGCCCUGCAGCUCCCGACAGGGAUGGUCCGUGACCUUCUCUCCGGGGACCCCUGUGCAGAUGUCCUUUUCGCGUUUACCCUGUCAGCUUAUUUGAAACGCGUUGGACACCUCUCAUCCAAGAGGCAGGUCGCCUGCGAAUUGCCGAUAGUGGCUGUGUACAAGCACCUUGGAGGCAUCCUGACCUCGACCACGGGCCCAUUGCCGGAUCUGUACUACCGCCAAGGCGGAGGGUACUGCCAGACCCCUCAGGUGUUGCAUCUUGCGAAUGCCCCGUCGCCGCCACUUGCGAUUGCUUUAGCACGGGCAAAGUUUUUGCGCACAGUGCUGGCGUCGUCCGAUGACACCUUGUUUGGGAUUCUCAGUGCGCAUUUUCUCCUUCACCCCUCUUCUUCAUGGCUGUCACAACUUGCCGAUGACGUCGCCUGCGUUGGGGAGUAUGUGCCGAGCAUCCGUUGCCUGCUCCUUCCUGGAAAAGAGAUACCAGCCCUAGUUGAGGCUGGCCGUGCGGAGCCAGGUUGGUGGACCAGCCAGGUGCGGAAAGCCAUCAAGGUUUUUGCUGAGGACCUUGCUCGGCUGGCCAAGACAGGAGGCACAGGCUUUACCACUCCGGUCGCCGCUCCUACAGAGCAAGCUCCUGAGCCUCCGGUUCAGCACGGUCCACAGACAGACUCACACGAGGCCUGUCCCGAUACCGUUCAGCAGCACUUGAAGUGCUCCUUGCCCUGCCUUGAGCGCUGUAGCCGGCUCUUCCCUCCUCUUGGAAAGGAAGAGAUCUGCCGCCUUGAGGCACCGUCGCGCAGACGUCACAAGGCGGUAAAGGCUGGACAGUGGAGCACCUUCCAGGGCUUAGCACCACCUCAGCGAUCACCCCUGGUUUUUGGACCUCGCAUGCCGACAGCUGCCGAACGCCGUCAAGGCCUGAUACCUACUGAGGAGGAUUCGCUGGCCUCUCUAGCCAGGCACUUCGAGCCCUCCCUCGAAGUCUCCUCGUGGAUCCGGGAGUACAUAGCAGGCAAGUCCUCCGAAGGACCCAGAACAACG